Messenger RNA from Megalops cyprinoides (Indo-Pacific tarpon), 2202 nucleotides. RefSeq names its product insulin-like growth factor 2 mRNA binding protein 2a (gene igf2bp2a). Lineage: Eukaryota; Metazoa; Chordata; Actinopteri; Elopiformes; Megalopidae. Gene Ontology annotation, molecular function: mRNA 3'-UTR binding. Gene Ontology annotation, biological process: nervous system development; regulation of gene expression. The transcript has 16 exons. The record is from RefSeq and is a predicted model, not a curated record. Gene Ontology annotation, cellular component: cytosol; nucleus; cytoplasm. Bases 359 to 2182 code for a protein of 607 amino acids.
UUCAUGGGUGGGUGAUCUUGGUGCCGCUUGGCACCUACAUGUCAGUUCGUUCUGAGCACUGAUGCUGUCGUCCAUAAACACGUCCGGUAGGCAAACAAAUUUUCUGAUAUUUUUAAAGCAGAUUUUAUUUAGAGGCGGUGCUUGUAGGUUCCAGAAUAGCGUCGCAACGACACUUUUUUCCACCCCAGUCAAAAGUGUUUGACCAGGAGCAGAGUUGGAGCCGGGGGUCGACUGAUCGGGGGGCGGUGAUUGCUGGGGUUUUUUUUGCAUUUUUUCUUUUCUUUUUAUUUUAUUUUUGCAUUUUCUUUUGGAUUUUUUUCUUCCAGUUUUAUGUUCACAUUAGCAUUUCUUUUGGAUCAUGAACAAACUGUACAUCGGGAAUCUGAGCCCGUCGGUCACCGUCGAGGACUUGAAGCAGCUCUUUGGCGAGAGGAAGCUUCCCCUGACCGACCAGGUUCUGCUCAAAUCCGGCUAUGCCUUCGUGGAUUUUCCCGACCAAAACUGGGCAAUAAAAGCUAUUGAGACUUUGUCAGGAAAAGUUGAAUUACACGGGAAGGUGAUUGAGGUAGACUACUCUGUUCCCAAAAAACUAAGGAGUCGGAAGAUCCAGAUUCGGAACAUUCCCCCUCACCUGCAGUGGGAGGUUUUGGAUGGCCUUUUAGCACAGUACGGUACUGUAGAAAACGUGGAACAAGUUAACACUGACACAGAAACAGCAGUGGUGAAUGUCACAUACGCUACAAAGGAGGAGGCGAAAGUGGCGAUUGAGAAGCUGACGGGACACCAGUUCGAGGACUACUCCUUCAGGGUGUCGUACAUCCUGGACGCAGACGCGGCCCCAGCCCCCCAGACCCCGCGGGUGCGGCGAGGGGGGCGGCCGGCGCGGGACCCGGACGCCCCCCAGCCCGGCCCCUCGGGAAGCUUCGGGGGGACCCGGCACAAGCAGCCGGACUUCCCCCUGCGCAUCCUGGUCCCCACGCAGUUUGUCGGCGCCAUCAUCGGCAAAGAGGGGCUCACCAUCAAAAACGUCACCAAGCAGACCCAGUCCAAGGUGGACAUCCACCGGAAGGAGAACGCGGGCGCGGCGGAGAAGCCGGUCACCAUCCACUCCACCCCCGAGGGCUGCUCCUCUGCCUGCCGCAUGAUCCUGGACAUCAUGCAGAAGGAGGCCAACGAGACCAAGACAGCCGAGGAGGUCCCUCUGAAAAUCUUGGCUCACAACAGCCUGGUUGGGAGGCUGAUCGGGAAGGAGGGCCGGAACCUGAAGAAGAUUGAACAGGAGACAGGGACCAAAAUCACCAUCUCCUCUUUACAGGACUUAACCAUUUACAACCCGGAGCGGACCAUCACGGUGAAGGGCAGCAUCGAGGCCUGCUGCCGGGCGGAGGAGGACAUCAUGAGGAAGCUGAGAGAAGCCUAUGAGAACGACGUCGCUGCUAUAAACCAACAAGCCAACCUUAUCCCGGGGCUCAGCCUGAACGCCUUGGGCAUCUUCUCCUCGGGCCUGUCCGUCUUGUCCCCAACGGCCGGACCACGUGGAGCGGCCUCCACGCCCCCCGCCAGCUACAGCCCCUUUCUAGGUCACUCGUCACAUCUGGGUGGGCUGUACGGGGUGCCUCCUGCCAGUGCUGUGUCCCUCCAGCACUCAGCUCCCGAGCAGGAAGUGGUCUACCUCUUUAUUCCGUCUCAGGCCGUCGGGGCGCUCAUCGGCAAGAAAGGCCAGCACAUCAAGCAGCUCGCCCGCUUUGCUGGAGCCUCCAUCAAGAUCGCCCCGGCGGAAAGUCCCGACGCGUCUGAGAGAAUGGUCAUAAUCACAGGUCCCCCUGAGGCUCAGUUCAAGGCUCAGGGUAGGAUAUUCGGAAAGCUGAAAGAGGAGAACUUCUUCACAGCGAAGGAGGAGGUGAAACUGGAGACGCAUAUCAAAGUGCCCUCAUCUGCAGCCGGACGAGUCAUCGGCAAGGGAGGAAAAACGGUCAACGAGCUACAGAACCUCACCAGCGCGGAGGUCAUUGUGCCGAGGGACCAAACUCCAGAUGAGAACGACGAAGUCUUUGUUAAAAUUAUCGGGCAUUUCUUUGCCAGCCAGACUGCACAGCGAAAGAUCAGGGAGAUAAUUCAGCAGGUCAAACAGCAGGAACAGAAGCACCAGCAGGGAGCUCCCUCGCCGCACCACUCCAAGUGACCAGCAGGGCGGCGCCAGUG